This is a messenger RNA of Penicillium longicatenatum, 7857 nucleotides long. RefSeq names its product polyketide synthase. The transcript has 3 exons. The record is from RefSeq and is a predicted model, not a curated record. NCBI's taxonomy places the organism in Eukaryota, Fungi, Ascomycota, Eurotiomycetes, Eurotiales, Aspergillaceae. Gene Ontology annotation, molecular function: phosphopantetheine binding; fatty acid synthase activity; serine-type peptidase activity. Gene Ontology annotation, biological process: secondary metabolite biosynthetic process; proteolysis; fatty acid biosynthetic process. Bases 1 to 7857 code for a protein of 2618 amino acids.
AUGUCUUUCACAAACCUAUCCAUGUUGGUCUUUGGACCUCAGGCAUCAACUCCGUCCUCGGAAACAUUAUCUCAACUUCAAUCCUUACUGAAAUCCGACUCUCAAGCGCCAUUAAAGCCCAUUAGGAAUGCUGUCAGGGAUAUCGCCACUGUUUGGCCAGCUCUGGCGGCAUCUGACCUACAACUUAAUGGUCUCUCGGGAGCCCAAUACACUCAGCAACUUCUUAGUCUCAUUACCUCCCAAGAAGCAGAGACAGAAGUCCAGAUCGACAAGCUGCCAAGCACCGUGAUGACGCCUUUGACGGUACUGUUGCAUUUAACCCAGUACCUCUUGUAUGUCGAUGCAAGAUCCUCGAAUGGCAUAUCGUCUCACGCUCAAAUCCUCGACCAGGUACGACCAAAGGGAGGUAUUCAAGGUUUUUGUACCGGCCUUUUAAGUGCUGUUGCAGUUGGCGCCAGCCGCGAUGAAGAAGCUCUGGCCCAAUGGAUUGGAACAGCUUUGAAGUUGGCUGUAGCCAUUGGUGUCUGUGUUGAUGCAGACGCCCUUACUCAAUCUUCUGCUGAGACUGGAUGCAUGGUUGCGAAGUGGUCAAGUGAGGAGGAAAGAACGCAGCUUCUUGAGACUAUUGAGCAGACUCCAGGCGCCUACAUCUCAGUGUACCCUGACGGCAAUGCCGCCACCAUCACAGCACCUCUUGCUUCGAUGGCUACCUUAAGGCAGGCCGUUCAAGCUCAGAAGCUUGUGAGCAUUUCAGUCGAUAUGCGAGGUCGAUUCCAUACCACGGAUCACCAGAAUAUUGCAGAGAAACUAAAGGAAUUUUGCGCGACAGUUCCUGGACUGCAGUUCCCACGUGUGCAGGAACUCUUAGUGCCAAUUCUCGGAAAUGACGGACGGACAUUUUCACCAACAUCAUUUCUCCACGACGUCGUCAUCGAUGCAAUGCUGGUCCAGACAAGCAAUUGGCAUAUGACUAUCUCCACUGCUGCCGCCAAUUCCAGUAUGGCAUCAAGCCGUCAACCACCUCUUUUUAUUCAAUUUGGCAACGUUGAUUGUAUUCCUUCUUCUGUGCUGCGGGCCUUUCCUAAUACCACUCUACUGAGGAUGCCAAAGUCUCUGGCAGAGAUCCGAGACGUAACCCUGGGAGCAAGAAUUAAUGGUCAGCCUUCGCUGCCACACAAUGGCGUGGCCAUUGUGGGUAUGGGUGGUCGGUUCCCUGGUGCAGACGACUUGGACGAUUUUUGGAAGCUCCUUUGUGAUGGAUCAUCUCAGUGCAAACAAAUGCCAGAGGAGCGCUUCCUUCGAAACAAUCUUCGACGCUCGCCGGAUAACAAGCUUCCAUUUUGGGGAAACUUUGUCGAAGAUAUUGACUGUUUUGAUCAUCGUUUCUUCAAGAAAUCUUCCCGUGAGGCAGCUACCAUGGAUCCUCAGCAACGUUUACUCCUCGAAGUGGCCUACGAGGCGCUUGAAUCUGCAGAAUAUUUUUCACAGUCCCGCGAUGUGCCGCAGGAUAUCGGCUGCUAUGUCGGAGUAUGUGCAUCUGACUACAAUGACAAUGUAGCGGCCCACGCCCCGAAUGCCUUCUCCAGCUUGGGAACUCUGCGUGCCUUUCUGACGGGUAAAAUCAGCCACUUCUUUGGAUGGACAGGGCCCUCAAUCACAUAUGAUACUGCUUGCUCUUCGUCCGCUGUAGCUAUCCACGCUGCUUGCAAGGCUAUUCAAACAGGCGAGUGUUCGAUGGCACUGGCGGGUGGUGCUAGUCUCUACACCAGCCCUUUCUUCUAUCAAAACCUGGCAGGGGCCUCAUUCCUGAGCCCCACUGGUCCUACAAAGCCUUUCGAUGCGAAGGGGGAUGGCUACUGUCGUGGCGAAGGCGUGGCACUGGUGAUGUUGAAGUCUCUUGCAGCUGCACAGGCCGAUGGAGACCGUAUCCUGGGAGUCAUUGGCGCUACCGCUGUCAACCAAAACAUCAAUACCACUUCCAUCACAGUGCCCCAUGCCGAGUCUCAGGUCAGCCUCUAUGAGAAAGUUGCAUUUGACGCUGGAAUUCAUCCCCACGAUGUCUCUUAUGUGGAAGCGCAUGGAACGGGCACACCCGUUGGAGACCCCAUCGAGCUGUCCAGUAUUCGCAAGGUCUUUGGUGGAGCCAUGCGGAAAACCCCGGUGCAUGUGGCUUCCAUAAAGGGUAAUAUUGGACAUUUGGAGGGUGCAUCUGGCGCGGCAUCACUGAUCAAGACCGUGUUGAUGAUGCGCCACCAGACGAUUCCUGUGCAAGCCAAUCAUUCUCAACUGAACCCCAAGAUUCCAGCACUAGAACCAGACAAUCUCACCAUUCCCAGAUCAACAAAGCUAUGGAAGGCACCCGUGCGCAUUGCCUGUAUCAACAACUACGGAGCCGCCGGAAGUAACGCAGCCAUGAUUGUGCACGCGCCGAGUCCGAUCAAAACCGCCGAUACAGUAUGCGCGCUACCAAAAUACCCCAUCCGCCUUGCAGCCAACUCUGCGACUAGUAUGACAGCGUACUGUCAAUCUUUGCUGAAAUAUAUCCAGAAAUGGCGCCGUGAGUACAGCGACAGUGAAAUCUUGGCCAGCGUUUCCUUCCACUUGUCACAUCAACAAAAUAAAUCGUUGCCGUUCAAAACUACCACAACCGUGGGUUCUAUGUCAGAAUUGACAGGGCUAUUGGGUAGUCCGCCAUUGCAGCAGUUGUCUGCUGUUUCGCGAAACCCUAUCCUGGUUUUCGGUGGUCAGACCAGCACGCAAGUUGGACUGAGUCGAUCACUCUUUGACGCCUCUCUGCCAUUGCGACGACACUUGGAUGCAUGUGAUGAAAUACUCAAAUCGAUGAGUCUUGCUAGUAUAUACCCCGCCAUAUUCCAGACUGAGCCUGUUGAGGAUUUGGUUUUGCUUCACUCAAUGUUCUUUGCGAUCCAGUAUGCCAGCGCCAAGGCCUGGAUGGGUAGCAACGUUAUCCCUGCUGCUGUUAUUGGACACAGUUUUGGCCAAUUAACUGCGUUGUGUAUUAGUGAGGUUCUGUCUUUGAAAGAUGCUCUUCGACUUGUCACCGGGCGUGCUUUUUUGAUGAAGAGCCACUGGGGAUCGGAGGGAGGAUCCAUGAUCUCUCUACAGGCAUCUCUUGAUCAGGUUACUACGAUCAUCGCAACUGUCGACUCUCAACUUGAGAUUGCAUGCUAUAACGGGCCCCAAAGUCAUGUCCUUGUUGGGUCUGCAGCUGCAAUUGAUAAGGUGGAGCAGCUCCUUCAACGAAGUGAAACCCAAUGGGCUAGUAUUAAAUAUAAGCGUCUAACAGUCACCCAUGGGUUCCACUCACGCUUCACCGAGCCACUCUUGUCCGAGUUGGUUGCACUUUCCGAGGAUCUGAUUUUCAAUGCUCCCAGAAUUCCGAUUGAAACAUGCUCGGAGGGCAGCAGCUGGUCCACCAUCACUGCAGCUCGAAUUGCAGAGCAUACGCGAACCCCGGUCUACUUUUCGCACGCAGUACAAAGGUUAGCAGGGCGAAUGGGACCGUCCGUCUGGCUCGAGGCAGGCUCUGGCUCUGGGGUUCUCGGCAUGGUGCGCGGCGCACUGCUCGACAACUCGGAGCAGACUUUCCAGUCUGUUGACCUUCGUGACCCUGUUGGACUUUCAGGCCUAGCAGAAAUCUCCGUCAAAUUAUGGAACCAAGGAGUUGAAAUCACGUUCUGGCCUUUUGACCGUCGCAAUCGUGCCCAGUACUUGGACAUCCUGCUGCCAUCAUAUCAGUUUGAAAAGAAUCGACACUGGCUGGAGUGGAAAGACACUGUUGUUCAGGAAGUCGCAGUACCAGCUCCAGUGACCGCGACUGAAACUCCUCAAUCUGAGCCGGUGCUUCUCUGCCUAAACAGGUACCUUGACACCGACGGAAACGACGCCGAGUUUGCGAUCGAUCCCCGUAGCGAGCAAUAUCGCUUCUUUGUUGAGGGACAUGCUGUUCUUGCACAGCCAUUAUGUCCAGCACCCUUGUACAUUGACCUGGCUGCACAAGCUGCUUCUGAUCUUGCGGGAGAAGGGUGCGGAGUGCCAAGCAUUGAGGACCUGGAAAUUCGGGCGCCACUGGGAGCGGGAGAUCGGCGCAUCCAGCUCGAACUGCGACGCGUUGACCCCACUACGCCAGUCUGGAAAUUCAGUGUCUCCAGUCAUCGGGCCGCGACACCGAACAACAGUGAUAACCAUGCAACUGGAACGGUUCGCUUCUAUAAUGAUGCGACUCGGCUGGCGGAUGACUAUGCUCGUGUCGAGAGCCUUUUGGGUCCAGAACGAUACGAGCGUAUCCCACAGGAGCCGCAUGCUGAGGCACUUCAAGGAUCUCAAGUAUACAAAGCAUUUGGGAAGGUUGUGACUUACCGUCCUUAUUACAAGGGUGUGCGAAGUGUACACGCCUUGGGACGUGAAGUUGUCGGUCGGGUCAAACUUCCUGAACUUCCACCCUCAACAUCUCCCGGUGACGCGGUCAAGAAAAAGGCCGCAAUGAACCCACGCGCAGUUGACAACUUCAUCCAAGUAUCUGGCCUCCAUGUCAAUUGCCUCACCGAGCUGCAAGAAAACGAAGUAUAUGUCUGCACUAAGGUGGACCGUGUUCAAGCACGGGCCCCAAUUGAGGAUAAUGGCUCUUGGCUUGUCUACUCCAGUUACCGGCCCCUGAGCAACAAGGAACUUGUUAACGACAUCUAUGUCUGCGAUGCGGUUUCCAAGUCCCUUGUGUUGUUUGUAUUUGGUGCAAGAUUUACCAAAGUUCAAAUUUCCAGCUUGACACGAGUUCUUGCUAGGGCCAAUGACCGGUGCCCAUCGACGCUAAUGUCUUCACCACCCAGAUCCAUCGCUCCAUCACCUCCACCGACGGUUGCGAAGGGUCUUCAAAGAGCCUUCAAAGCCAAAUCAUCAUCUAGAGUUUCUAAAGCCACUAGCCGCGAUCUUGGAGCAGAGCUUCGAUCUCUCCUCGAGAAGGUCGCUGAGGUCCCGUCGGCAGACAUCCUGGAUGAUGCCAGUUUUGAUGACCUCGGCAUCGAUUCUCUGAUGGUAACUGAAGUGCUGAGCGACAUAAAUGCUGCUUUCUCCGUUUCUAUCACCAUGGAUGAGUUUGCCACCAUGACAGACAUCAAGGCUAUUGUUGUCGCCCUCCAGCGGCUGCUUGGAGUUGGGCCCAUAUCUACCUCAGGAUCCAUUACGCCGUCCGAUACUGAGUCUGAGGAUAAUGUAUUUGAUGACUCACGGCUAGCAACUCCUGAAACCAGCUCUGGAGCCAGCACACCACCUGAAGUAGAAGAGUCCACUGCGGGUCCGAAGGUAGUCAUGCAGUUGAGCAAGCUGUUAGCUACUCACCUGGAAUGCCCUGAACCCAUUGCCUUGGAAGCCAAUCUGGCCAACUUGGGUCUGGAUUCUCUGCUCUGCAUGGAGUUGGCUGCUGAUAUCAAACAGGACCUGGGGGCAGAUGUGGACAUGGCUCGUCUCGAUCAGGAUUCCUCAUUCCAGGACCUCAUCCAGCUAGUCAGUGAGAUCUUGCCUGCGGCUUCAAAUGUUUCGUUAUCUCCCAGAACUCAGCCCCCUCGGGAUGUUGUAGAUCUUGCCCGUCAGACUAGCGCGAAGAUGUCUGACUCUUCUAGCGCCAGGGGCGUUCCCCUCAUUGGAGCCCAAGCCGCUUUUGAAGCGAUUCGUUUUGAUUACGAUAAACACACGCAGAAGACUGGAUUUGCUGAUUUUUGGACCCGAGUCUAUCCCACACAAGCGAGGCUGGUCUUGGCUUAUACGGUCGAAGCUUUUACCCGCUUAGGUUGCGACCUAGCUCGCCUGUCAGCUGGCGAGACUCUCCCAUCUAUAUCUUACCUGCCCAAGCAUGAGCCUUUAGUUCAACAACUUUACAACAUUCUUCGAGAUGGCCAACUAGUUGCCACUGAUGGAAGCAAGCUGGUGCGAACUGACCGGCCGGUCGAUAGCACCCAUUCAACAGUAAUUCUUGAACAAAUCCAGGCCCGCGCACCUCAACAUGUGAUGGAACAUCAGCUUCUUCAUAUGACUGGAUCGAAAUUGGCUGAAUGCCUGAUUGGUACGGCAGACCCAUUGGAUAUUCUCUUCCGUUCAAGGGAGAACCGCACUAUUCUCGAGUCGGUGUACGCCAAAGGGCCGAUGUACGAGGCUAUCUCGGAGCAACUAUGCAGCUUCAUUGACAAGGCAUUCUCGUCCUCGCCAUCAUCCUCGGAGCCUUUUGAGAUCCUAGAGCUCGGGGCUGGUACAGGCGGUACAACCAGAUAUGUAGUUGAGCUCCUCGAAAGGCGGGGAAUACGUUUCAACUACACAUUUAGUGAUCUUUCUGGGUCCCUUGUUGCCGCCGCGCGGCGCAAGUUCGGAUCCAAGCACCCAUCUAUGCGCUUCCAGGUUGUUGACAUUGAGAAGCAACCUUUGGAGGAAGUUCAGGGCAAGUACCAUGCUAUUAUCUCCACCAACUGCAUUCAUGCAACGAAAGACCUGGAGCUUUCUACUCGGCAUAUGCGCCAGAUGCUGCGACCGGACGGAUUUAUAUCGCUAGUCGAAUUCACGCGCAACAUGUACUGGUUUGAUCUUGUGUUUGGCUUGCUCGAUGGCUGGUGGCUAUUCUCUGAUGGACGGCCCCAUGUCCUUGCGUCAGAGUGGUUCUGGGAUGCUAGCAUGCGUCGUGCCGGGUACCAGCACGUUUCUUGGACUGAUGGUCCAUCGCUUGAAUCUCGCACUCUGCGCAUCAUCACUGGCUUCAAUGCACCACCUGAGGAUGCGUCUUUCAUUCCCAAACGAGUACCUAAAGAUGUGGAAACGACAGUGGAGAUUGUUCGCUACAAACAGCAGGGUGAUGUCUCCCUGUUUGCUGACAUCUUCUACCCCGCCUCAUGGGAGCCUUCGGAGGCAAGACCUAUUGCUCUCAUGAUCCACGGUGGUGGGCAUGUCAUGUUGUCCCGUCGGGAUAUUCGUCCUAAGCAGACGCCAACCCUGCAUUCCAUGGGUUUCCUGCCAAUCUCCAUCGACUACCGCCUGUGCCCAGAAACAACAUUGGUUGAUGGACCGAUGUCUGAUGUCUGCGACGCCCUUAGCUGGGCCCGGUCUACUCUUCCCAAUCUGCCACUACUAGCGCAAGGACUGAAGGUUGAUGCGUCCCGCAUUGCCAUCGUUGGUUGGUCCACUGGCGGACAUUUGGCCAUGACUACUGCGUUCACGUCAAUUCAGCGCGGUCUUGCGCCUCCUACGGCUAUCUUAGCUUUUUACUGCCCUACCGAUUAUGAAGAUCCUUGCUGGCAAAGUCCAAACUAUCCAGAGAGCAGCCGAGAGCUAGCUCAGUCGACAGACUAUGAUCUUCUCGCGGGUGUACAAGACCGGCCUAUCACCGGAUACCAGGUCUCAGCAAAGAUGCGAGCUGUAGGUGGCUGGAUGGCGCCCCAGGAUCCGCGCUCACGGAUUGUCCUGCACAUGAACUGGAAGGGUCAGUGCUUGCCAGUUCUUCUUCGUGGACUGCCUGGUUCUGGCCGCGUCUCUGCUGAGCAUGCACGGUCACUUCUCGAGCAAGCUCAGCCUUCGAAGCAGGAAAUUCAAGCGGUUAGCCCAUAUGCGCAGAUUUCGCAGGGCAAAUAUACUACGCCUACCGCUGUGGUUCAUGGAACCGAAGAUGAUCUGAUUCCCUGGGUCCAGAGCCAGCGCACGGUGGAGGCACUCAAACAGCGAGGAGUACGCUCAGAGCUGAUUAUUGUUGAGAAUAAGGUUCACCUCUUUGAUUUGUAUCCUGACUCUGAUGGCAAGGGGGGUGAAGCCCUACGCAAGGCAUAUGACUUUUUAGCUCGAGAAGUCUUUGGCAACUCAAGCUAG